UUUAAAAAAAAGAAUCUGUCAAAUGUUUUACAAAAAAUGUUAAUUUGUUAAUCUAUUUAAAAUACCGUAUUUCUUUAAGUAAUUUUAAUAUAAACUUCCAUUCUUCACAAUAUUUAAAUAACAAUUAGUUGUUACUUGUCAAAAUGCUGCGAAAUGUUUUAUUACCUUUGUCACGUUCGAGUUUACAGGUGAUAACGGUGAGGCAUAAACAAAUAAAAGUGCCUAAAGUCUCAAAGAAAUUGCAGGCAGCUGCAGAAUCACUAGCGGCUAGAGGAUUUCUCCGUCCCAACAAACCCUGGGAUCCACCGAGCGACAUUGAGCCGACCGUCUUAGAGAUCUGCACAGAGAAUGGCCUGAGUAUGGAUGCAGAAUUCAUGUCAUUGAAAGUCAAGUUUACAGUCCUGAAUGCCUGCUUCCAGGAGACGGGGCACAGUGUACCCAACUCUUUGCUACAUAGCAUUGAGACUGUUGAGGACCUGUUGGAGUUCUACAAGACCCCAGUGGAUACUAAAACACCAUUUGAUUCUUUAAAGAAAAUGGACUUGCCCAAGAAUCUGCAUGUGCAAGAAGACUACGUCAGAUUCCAUCCUGACAAAGAUACUCUCUUUGACGGCCAGUCAGCGUUCCCCAAGAGUUCCACCAUUGUCUCUGGCUUGAAGACGAGGAAGAAGUAUGAGGGAUACUCCGCUAAGAGAUCAUGGCCUUAAGACAAUUGUUAUGUAAUAAUAGAUUUACGUGUUAGAUGUUUAAUAAAAAUGUUGAU
Molecule: messenger RNA, 763 nt
Organism: Cydia fagiglandana
Lineage: Eukaryota; Metazoa; Arthropoda; Insecta; Lepidoptera; Tortricidae
Gene: mRpL50
Product: large ribosomal subunit protein mL50
Exons: 5
Coding region: 144-707 (187 amino acids)
Cellular component (GO): mitochondrion; mitochondrial large ribosomal subunit
Source: RefSeq, a predicted model, not a curated record